AUUUGGAUAUGGAGUCCGUCAAGAUGAGAGCCAAAGAGGGGAUAAAGGAAUUUGGGGCGAAGACCCUGGGACAGAUGUACAAGGUGAUGGAGAAGCGACAGGGAACUGGUGAAGUUAUCGAAUUAACAGAGGAUGGCAGGCCCUCUGAGGCCCAGGAGAAGAAAGCACCCCUGUGCGACUGCACGUGUUUUGGGCUGCCCCGCCGAUACAUCAUCGCCAUCAUGAGCGGUCUAGGCUUCUGUAUCUCCUUCGGCAUCCGAUGCAAUCUGGGCGUGGCCAUCGUGGGAAUGGUCAACAACAGCACGAUUCACAAAGAUGGGAAGAUCAUCAUCACAGAGAAAGCAAAGUUCAACUGGGACCCAGAGACAGUCGGUAUGAUCCAUGGUUCGUUUUUCUGGGGCUACAUAGUGACGCAGAUCCCAGGAGGGUACAUAUGCUCGAGACUGGCAGCUAACAGGGUUUUCGGUCUUGCCAUUUUCCUUACCUCGACGCUCAAUAUGUUAAUCCCCUCGGCGGCACGGACGCAUUAUGGACUGGUCAUCUUUGUGAGAGUAUUGCAAGGGCUGGUGGAGGGAGUGACCUACCCAGCCUGCCAUGGGAUCUGGAGUAAGUGGGCUCCCCCUCUGGAGAGGAGUCGCCUGGCCACCACCUCCUUCUGUGGUUCCUAUGCUGGUGCUGUCAUAGCCAUGCCUCUAGCAGGAAUCCUGGUGCAGUACUCAGGCUGGUCCUCUGUGUUCUAUCUCUAUGGGUGCUUUGGGAUCUUCUGGUAUGCGUUCUGGAUCCUUGUGUCGUAUGAAAGUCCUGCUGUGCACCCUACCAUCACCCAGGAGGAACGAGUCUACAUAGAGGAGAGCAUCGGGGAGAGUGCCAAGCUCAUGGGCCCUGCUGAGAAAUUUAAGACCCCCUGGAAAAAGUUCUUCACCUCCAUGCCUGUCUAUGCAAUCAUCGUGGCCAACUUCUGCAGAAGCUGGACCUUCUACCUACUGCUUAUCAGUCAGCCGGCCUACUUUGAGGAGGUGUUUGGGUUUGAGAUAAGCAAGGUUGGCAUGGUGUCUGCCCUGCCCCACUUGGUGAUGACAAUCAUUGUGCCCAUUGGAGGGCAGUUGGCUGACUACCUACGCAGCAGGAACAUCCUGUCUACCACUACAGUCAGGAAGAUCAUGAACUGUGGAGGGUUUGGCAUGGAGGCUACGCUGCUGCUGGUGGUGGGAUUUUCCCACACCAAAGGGGUGGCUAUUUCCUUCCUGGUCCUUGCUGUGGGCUUCAGUGGAUUUGCCAUAUCAGGAUUCAACGUCAAUCACUUAGACAUUGCUCCACGCUAUGCCAGUAUCCUUAUGGGCAUAUCUAACGGUGUGGGCACCCUGUCUGGCAUGGUAUGCCCAUUGAUCGUAGGUGCCAUGACAAAAAACAAGACUCGAGAAGAGUGGCAGUGGGUGUUCCUCAUCGCUGCUCUGGUUCACUACGGGGGAGUCAUCUUCUAUGGCAUCUUUGCCUCUGGAGAGAAGCAGCCGUGGGCCGACCCAGAGCUGACCAGCGAUGAGAAGUGUGGCUUCAUCGAUGAGGAUGAGCUGGCAGAGGAGACGGGCGACAUCACCCAGAGUUACGGUGCCCUGGGCGGCGGUCCGGCCAAAACGUACGGUGCUACUACGCAGAACGGGGGCUGGGCUAACAGCUGGGAUAAGAAGGAGGAGUUUGUCCAGGAAGAGGCAGAGGGAGGGCCGUAUGGCUACAGGCAGGACCAGGACUACUCCUAGAGACAGCAGACUCACUGACCAUCAAACGGUAGACUUAUUUUGUAUUGUUCACCAGUUUAGACGAAACAAGUCAAAAACCAAACAAAAAAGAUAACAAUCCAUUGUUGUAUGUUUGCACAAAUUCAAAUCAUAAUUUCAAAAGAUAAAAUUUGUUCAAAAGAUGAUUUUAUUGUACAAAUAAAAAUAAUAAUAUAGAGAUGUAGCACAUCAAAUUACCAGAUCUAUUUGUAAAUGUAAUAUGCAUAUAAAUUAUAGAUAUAUUUAUUUGGAGUGCAAUUGUGUGUAAGUGUGAACCAUUUCCACCUCAUCAAUCUGAGCUUCUUCAUUCUGGAGAAGCCUGUUAUGUACGAUCAGACAAGAUUUAACUGGCUUCCUGGAUCAUCAUGCCUAACUGGUUCUUAUUACAACUCCUCAUGAGCCAGCCAUUGCCGUGUAAAAGAAACAUGUCACUGUAAAAAGGGGACUUAACCAGGAAUGAGACUGUAUGUCUUAGGUUGUACAGUAUCUCUUCUGAAUGCACUGAAAGUAGUGUCCUUUUAAUGCAUAAUAUAAUUAUCUUUUUUUAUUAUGUGUUUGUAUAACUGUCUUUAACACAGAGGCAUAAAGAUACAAUAAUGUUUUGAAGAACGACAUAACACUUUCGCCAGCUGAUGUAAAAGUCUCAAGAUGCAUAUGAAAGAAAAAAAUGACGAAGCGUUGCUCACGUGUUUACAGUGCCAUUUUGAGAGCUUGGGACUAUAUGGUUCUAUCUGCAUUUUCCCCCAAAAUGGAGUUAGUGACAUAGCCUUGUUCUGUUCAAUGUUCUCUACCUAUAUACCCCAAUUCAAGUUGUUAAGUUCAAAAGAAUGCAAGAUAAAAAUAGCGGACACCAUUCAAACCAAUGAGGAUUCGGAACUUUCAAGCCAAUUAUCUGUAAUGAACACGACAGAGAGCUGGUUUCAAGCGCAGGGUGCAGCAGGUGUUUAAUUGUAAAGGACCACAGGAAGAGGCAGGUAGCUGGGUCCAGGGACAGGCAGAAGGUCAUACACAGGGGGUCCAAAAGGCAACAGUACAGGCAGGGAAAAGGCUAGUAACGUCGUCCGGGAGAUCAGGCAGUAGGUUGAUAACAGGAAAUCCGAUGGGCUAAAGUACAGGCAGGGAAUAGGCAAAAGGCAUCCUUAGUGAGGCAGGCCAAAACUAUCAUACACGGGAGGAUUACAUUAUGGGAAAACCAGCACUCCCAAUAGAAGUGUGUCACAAAACAAACAAUACCUCACAAUGAUGGGGUGCAAAGAACUGAACUAAAUAGUGUGUGAUAAUGACAUACAGGUGUGUGAACAGGUGAUCAGAAUUCAGGUGAUUGCGAUCUGGAGAGUGAGCUGCGUUCAGGGGAUCUAUGUGUUUGAGAGUGUGAGUUGGAAGCAGACAUUACAUUAUCUAAGAAUCAUCUUUUUGCAGAAAGAACCUUAUAGUCCCAAGCUCUCGAUUUCAUGCCGAUAACAAUGUUACAUCUUUUGUUAAAUGUUUAUGAUUGGAGGUUACAAACAUUCAUAACUCAGUUAUGUAAUUCUUAUGAUCAUUAUGUCAGUUUUAUUGUCUGGUCAAUUCAAGUCAUUUCAAGGCAUUUCAAUGAGAUUUGUUGUUGUUUAAAGGUAAAUGUUUGUCUGAGGUGACUAAAGAAAUAAAGCUAUGAUGUAUAAGAGCACAUGGACAAUAUAAAGAAAUUCUGCCCGGCACUAUCAAGGGCCUGUGCAAUGCAGAGAAAGACCAGCCAGCCAAUCCAGAAGUAGCCAAUCAGUAUAUCUACUGUACAGACAGUCCGUCAGCAGGAGAUAUGUUUUGUUAAUGAAAAGGGAACUGGGAUAGUGAUCCAGAUAGACAAUGUUGUUAAAGAAAACUAUACCUUGCAGUCCAGGAGGACAAUUAGCCAAGUUGGUGAGUGAGAUUCAUAUUACAUCUACUUGUAAAAACAUUAUAGCAUUACUGAAUUUAAAAAAACAUGACAGUAUAGCUGUUACUGCCUAUGUAAUGUAUGUCACAUUGAACGUUUACCAUUCCUAAAAGAGUAGGUAGACAAUCAAAAGAGCAGCAAGACAUGAUUUAGCCAGUGUGUAUAGAGUGGGAAUGACCAGUGUAGAGAUACUGGGUUCCAGUCAAUGAUUUAUAUAUACACUCGAUGAUUAACAGGGGCCUUGUUUAGAAGCCACCGUGCAUCCAUCUUGGCACUCCCGCACAUUGUAAAUAAAUAUUUUGGAAGCUAUAGAAAUGCAUUUAUUAUUGUAUACAUUUGUUUUUGCCACGUUUAUUCUAUUACAUAACAUUUAAUGAAUACUUUUAAAUAAUAUUAUGUGAGCUAAAAUUUGAUUUUAAAGAUAUAAAAACAUUUUCCUUAAAAGUAUACUUUUUUGAAAGUUCUAACGUUACUGUCCCCAAUACAACAACAAAAAAUACUUAAAUACAUACAAAUUUUGGCCUAUAAACAUUUAAUUAAAAAACUGUAGAAUUCCAUUCAUUCCAGUGGACCACUGCUCCUACUGGGGAGUGCCAAUAUGGCUGACCGGUGGCUUCAAAGCCUCUCAUUGGCCAGUAGAUAGCAUCAGCAAUCCAGGGUUUAUAUACAUCAUUGGUUUCAGUAGCGUGUCAGGGACCUAAACCUGCUUUUCACUGUCUGUCUGUGGAUACCUAAAGUCAGCACUUCACAAUGUAUUUAUGGAAAUGUAUUUAUGCAUGGAACAAAGCCGUAGUCUAAAUGUUUUAACUUUUUAUUUCUUUCACAAAAUGCAUUUUGUCUCUCAAACUGUUACUAAUGUGUCAAUUUCUUUGCACAAUUAACCAAAGGUAACGUGUCAAGCUGGGUUUGAACAGGAGGGCUAUAUACUAAGGGAAUUGCUGGACAUUGCAGUGAAGGCCUCUGUAGGCCUCUCCAGGUGGCGCUAACCAUACUCAGUGUACAAAGCAAUAAAUCCAUGGUAACAGUUGUUGUCAACCAUUGAAAAAUGUAAAACACUAGCAUAUGUAACUAGAGCAUUUCUUUUACGUUUCAAGUCGUGUUUUUUGUGAUAUCAAAUAUAGAAAAGAACAAACACAAGUACUUGUAAAUAUAAAACCUAUGUAGUUAGAUUCCUCCACACAGCUCUUUGACAUGCUGAUAAUGCAAGGAGUUUGUGAGGGGACUGCUCACCAGAAGAGAAUGAUAACGUGGGCCAUUCCUGUGACAUGGAUGAUGUCCUUCUCCAUAUCUCUAUGGUUCCACUCCUGUUGGUGUCUGCACAUCCGUUGUUGUUCUGUACAGUUUCCAGUGGUCGUUUUGGAGGGUUGUGCUAUUGUUCCGUUUUUUCUCUCUCUCUCUCUAAACCCUGUUGGUUUGAUUGAUGUGUGUUCUGCCAGUGGCUGGACCCCUAUUGCCCCCUUAACCAUCUGUCUCUAACUACCUAAACCCCUUCCACUGUUGCAAUAUUCAAUGACGUGAAGAUUGUCUGUAAAGGUGAUCUAACAUUUACAAAAAUGGCAGAUGUAUAACAUGAAGUAACGGUACCUUCUUCCUGUUUUGUGCCUCUGAGUGAAGUUACAGUGUGAUUCUAUGGCUUAUUUUGCUGUGUCAAUGGAGAGAUUUGUUGAUGUCAAAAUGAAAUGCUCUAUAUAUCCAUUUUAUAAAAAAACGAAUGAACAAACAUAA
Salvelinus fontinalis (brook trout) is the source of this 5409-nucleotide messenger RNA. Its product is annotated as vesicular glutamate transporter 2.1-like. Lineage: Eukaryota; Metazoa; Chordata; Actinopteri; Salmoniformes; Salmonidae. The transcript has 12 exons. Gene Ontology annotation, molecular function: neurotransmitter transmembrane transporter activity; L-glutamate transmembrane transporter activity. Gene Ontology annotation, biological process: neurotransmitter loading into synaptic vesicle; transmembrane transport; monoatomic anion transport. Gene Ontology annotation, cellular component: excitatory synapse; synaptic vesicle membrane. The record is from RefSeq and is a predicted model, not a curated record. The coding region runs from base 9 to 1754 and encodes 581 amino acids.